Psilocybe cubensis is the source of this 1326-nucleotide messenger RNA. RefSeq lists its product as uncharacterized. Gene Ontology annotation, molecular function: ATP binding; protein kinase activity. Gene Ontology annotation, biological process: protein phosphorylation; regulation of mRNA processing; spliceosomal complex assembly. The coding region runs from base 1 to 1326 and encodes 441 amino acids. The transcript is spliced from 6 exons. The record is from RefSeq and is a predicted model, not a curated record. NCBI's taxonomy places the organism in Eukaryota, Fungi, Basidiomycota, Agaricomycetes, Agaricales, Agrocybaceae.
AUGUCUCCACCGGAUUCCCCCCGUAUCCCAGCCUUCCCAGAGGAAGACCUCCGUCAAGAGGGCGACGAUAUUCCAGGGUACUUCCCCUUACUCCUCGGCGGAUCGCUGCCCGACAACGGCCGCUUCAUCGUCGUCCGCAAGCUCGGCUGGGGCCGAUACUCCAACGUCUGGCUAGCCAAAGAUCAAAGAGACGACACCUUCGUCGCGCUCAAAAUCCUCACCCGCGAAGGCACCGACGCGCUCACCGCCCCGGGCGCGCGCCAGCGCUCCGACGAGCUGCGGAUGCUCGAAAAAAUCUCCACAGCGGACGCACAGCACGCGGGCCACGCGCAUCUCGCGGCGUUCCACGGGUCGUUCGAAGUGUCCAGCCGGCUCGGCGUGCACCUGUGCGUGGUGACGGAGGUGCUCGCGCCCAGUAUCGCGGACUACCGCACCGCCGCGGGGCCGGAUCCGUAUACUGCUGCUCCGUGCGCGCGCAUCCCGAUUGGGCAGGUUAAGCGCUUGACGAAGCAUGUCCUCCAAGCGCUGUGGUACCUCCACGAAGUGUGUGGGAUCGUUCACGCCGACAUCAAACACGAUAACAUAGUCCUACGCCCAAAGGACGUCCCAGCGCGCGUCGCCGAGGCGCUAGUGGACGACCCUUCAUGCCACUACGGAUCAGCCAGCAUGAUCUCCAUCGCCUCUCCCCCCGCCAUCCCAGUCAAAUCCCAACCAAUCUCUCUGGGCCGCAACACAGCGUGGCCGCUGCACCCUGAAGAAAUGGACGUGGUUCUUGUUGACUUUGGACAUUCUCACUGGGUCGACCGCCAUUUUCAAGAACAGAUCCAGCCGUUCGCGCUCCAAGCGCCCGAAGUUGUAUUGGGCUAUCCAUGGGGCCCAUCAGCCGAUAUCUGGAAUCUAGGAUGCAUUAUAGCCGAAUGGAUUUUUGGGUUCGUGCUAUUCGAUAUCCCCAGCCCGCGCGAGUGGAACGAGCCGUGGGACAGAGAGACAGAGCUUCUCGCUCUCAUGACGGAGAUUCUGGAUGUUAAAUUCGGUGAUGACUUUUUGCGGGGGUGUACCCGGCGCGAUGAGUUUUUCAACGGGGAUGGUUCUUGGAAAACAUUCAGCCCUGGCGAAGAUCGUGAAGUUUUAACAUUAGACGCACUCAUCCAGAAACUCGCUUUGCAAUCCCAAACCGAAUCAGAAUCGGGUGGUACCCCCAUGCCGCUCGACGACGCAGAGGUGAAGAAGACAAUAUCGUUCCUACGAAGAUGUAUGCAGUUGAAUCCGGGGGAGAGAUCGAGUGCGAGGGAGUUGUUGGAGGAUGGUUGGUUGGAGGGUGUUUGA